Messenger RNA from Lucilia sericata (common green bottle fly), 4156 nucleotides. RefSeq names its product zinc finger protein 502 (gene Clamp). Gene Ontology annotation, cellular component: nucleus. Lineage: Eukaryota; Metazoa; Arthropoda; Insecta; Diptera; Calliphoridae. The record is from RefSeq and is a predicted model, not a curated record. The transcript is spliced from 7 exons. The coding region runs from base 783 to 2780 and encodes 665 amino acids. Gene Ontology annotation, molecular function: DNA-binding transcription factor activity, RNA polymerase II-specific; RNA polymerase II cis-regulatory region sequence-specific DNA binding. Gene Ontology annotation, biological process: regulation of DNA-templated transcription.
AAUUGGCAGUCUCAUUUUAACAGUGGACAAGAGUGAACGGUGAAGAAAAUAUACGGUCUUUUGCUUUAGGAAAAUUACAACAAGCUAAUUAUUUGCUAUGUAUUACAAAUAAAGAAAAUACUAACGAAAUUUUUGUAAUUUAAACCAAAUUUGCACGAAAAAUAUGUGAAAUUAACAUAAUUUGACUACAAAAUUAAUACCGCAAAAAUUUUUGGCGCCGCCAUAUUGCUUUUCUUGUCUAUGUUAUCCAAAAUCAUUGUAUUAAAAGAGAACGAACGACAAACCUAGUGAAAAAAAAGUACAAUCUCUGGCCAAGUGAAAAAGCCUAUAUAUACGGUUCGUGUUUGUGCGUGUGUUUGAAGCAAACGAGUGCGAGUAGUGAAGGGAGUGUUCUUCUUCGUCAUAUACAAAAGCGUAUGUGUGUGACAAAAAAAGCGAAACGAAGUAGAAAAUUUUAUUAUCGUUCACUCGUUCGUGAUGUUGGCAAAAUAAAAUUUGUCUGUUUCGUUUUACAGUGCAUCUCAUGUGUGGUAUUUUCAAUUAAAUUUGUUAGAAAAAGAAAAAACAAUAAUAAAAGAAUUGUGUGCUAAUAAAAAAAAACAAAAUAAACCUCUACUAAUUACAAAAACAACAAUCAAAACAAUAAUUAUCAUAAAAAAGUGUAAAGGAAUUUGUUUUUUUUCUAAAAAAAAAAAUUCUUCAAAUUAAUUGCUCAUCAUCAACAAAUUAAGAUUAUUGCGUAAACUUUUCUCCUCUACACAGUUCACUAAAGAGGCCUCCAAAUGAUGGAAGAUAUAACAAAAAAUAUUAUCUUUACAAAUGCUCUUGGAGCCAAUGUACAACCUAUACAAUAUCAAACAGCUGAUGGCACCAUCUUAAAACAACCCAAAAUUGAGGGACAAAAGGAUCAACCAACCUUUUACUACACCACCACAAAUGGCAAUGGAGCCACCGUAAAUUUGGCACAAUUAGCCACCGAUGAUAACAAGACCUGCUAUAUAGCCCAACCAGUAGGAGGCUAUAAUUAUGCUUUAGUCAAUGGCAUGCAAUUGAAUCAGUUAAAUCAAGGUGGCACCAUAGGUAUAGCCACCUUAGAUUCUCAAGGUAGAUUGCAAAUAGUUAAUCAAAAUAAACCUAUAGCAGCACAGUCUUUACAGACUAUAUCGCCCAUACAAAAUACUAUCUCCAAUAUAAGUUUUAAAUGUGAUGUUUGUGGUUUAAUGUUUUCACAUUUGGCUUUACUGAAUCAUCACAAACGUAUACAUGCCCAAGAUGGUAGUGAUCAGCAACAUCAGCAGUCCCAGCAACAGGAAGCUAUUGUAGUCAAUGCUCAAGGUUUAGUGCAAACACAAAAUAUUAUAACCGAAAAUGGACAAAUGGGACAAAUACAAAUUGUGGCCACAGAGGCUUUAGAACCACAAGCUGUUCUACAACAGCAACAACAACAACAGCAGCAGCAGCAACAAUUACAACAGCAACAACAACAACAACAGCACCAAUCACAGUCCACAAAUGAGGUACAAUUAAAUAGCUCCAACUCUAAUAAACAAUUGAAACUCGAACAAAGCAAAUGCAGCAGUUGUGGUGUACAAAUACUCCAACCUGUCAAACGUAAAGGACCUAAAAUUAACCGUUGCGAUUCAUGCGUGCAAAACGAUCAAGCCCAACAACAGGCUGCCGCCCUAGCAGCUGCCCAACAAGUAACACCCACUCAAAUUUUUGUUGCACCUGAUGGUGAAAUUAAAUUUGAAAUGAAUGAACUACAAAGUGGUAAUUCAGAAUCUUCUAUGGACUCUCUAAAUGCCCAAAAUAUGUUACAAAAUCAUUUACAGCCGGUACAAAUAAUUUCCACAAAUGCACAGGGUCAGCAAGUGCAACUGGUGGCUCAGUCAAGUAAUCAGCCAGCGACUACAUCGACGGUAACAGCAACGAGUAUAAAACGUGAGAAUUCCCAUGGUGGAACUUCAUCACAACCGGCCAAGAAAAAGUAUACUCAACCUAAAGUGACAAAGUGCAAUAAGUGCAAUGGUUCGGGGGUGGUGUUUGCCGGUUCGGGAGCACCAGCCUCAAAGCAACAGUGUACAGCGCAAUCGACAGUGAAAACUGAAAAUCCUAAACCUUUCACCUGCAACAUCUGUGGUGGUACAUUUUCCCGCUAUUCAAGUUUAUGGUCUCAUAAAAAGCUGCACAGUGGUGAGAAAAACUAUAAAUGUAGUAUAUGUGGUUUAGCCUUUGCCAAGGCAGUGUAUCUGAAAAAUCAUGCACGUAUUCAUACCGGAGAAAAACCCUACAAAUGUCAAACCUGUGGCAUGCAAUUUUCACAAUCUCCCCAUUUGAAAAAUCAUGAACGUACACAUAGCGGUGAACGACCGUAUGUGUGUGAAGUGUGUGAUAAAGGCUUUGCACGUCAUGCCACACUCUGGAAUCAUCGACGCAUUCACACCGGCGAAAAACCCUAUAAAUGUGAUAUAUGCGGUUCUGCAUUUUCACAAGCGGCUCAUUUGAAAAAUCAUGCCAAAGUUCAUUCAGGAGAAAAACCCUUCAAAUGUGAUAUCUGUUCGGCGGCAUUUGCUGAUCGUUUUGCCCUGAAACGUCAUCGUGGUAUUCAUGAAAAAUAUGGACAAACAGCGCCACGACAGCCAGCUCAAGUGCCACAAACACAACAAAAUCAACAAGAUAAUGGGUCUGGCGGUGACCGACAACAGUUGGUUAUACAAAAACAAGAAUUACCCGAUAUCGAUGAUGAUGCUCAGCAUGAGGUUAUAAUAUCUGGUUUAUAGACAAACUCUACCAGAGGAGGUGCUGUAUAUACGACAAGUACGACUGCGACGACAUAUCAACAUCACAAUCAAACACAGCCACCGCAACAAACAUCACAAAUUGUUGCCACAUCUAAUACUAACUCUACAAUGUCAUCGACAACUGCCUCAUAUUUACAUAAUUAUCAUCCUUUACAACAUGCCGAUGCAACGCCAGUCUACUAUCAUCAUCAUCAACAGCAGCAGCAACCUACAAAUAUCAGUGAUAUGGCAAAUAUUACCGAGGUGAUUUCUAUAAAUUCUUCGGCUUCUAGCACCAUUUUAACACCAAUUGCUAGCAAGCGGUAAUUGUAUGAAAGAGUUUAUUUGUGAAGCUGAAAAUUUUAAAAAGAAACAACUGGAUUAUUAUACACAAAAAUGUCUGGUUUCUCUAAAUAUACUCUGUGGCCCCCCAUUCGAUGAUGAUUUUGACCUAUUGGUGCUCUUGCCGUUUCACUCGUUAAAUAAAUAAUUAAAACCUUUUGUUUUCCUUAACCAAAUGUAAAUAAAUUUAAAUACGUAGUACUACAUUUUAAGUAGUACUUACUCUUAGUCUAUAAACAAAUCCUUUUUAAUUUAAUUUUUAAAUUUAAGCUUAGCUUUUCCUUAAACACCUUUUUUGUUUUCCUCUACUUAUAAGAUUAUUAAGCUAAAUUAUUAAGAUAAAACAAAGUUGCUUGACAACCUAAAAUUUAUUAACAUAUAAACAAUUAUAAUAAUUAUUUAAUAAAUAAAAAAACAACUCUACGCAUACAUCAUAAACCUUCAAUAAUUAAUAUUUAACAACUAAAUUAAGUUCUCUACUUCCUUUUACUUGUAUAAAUAAACAAAAAUAAAAAAAUUUUCUUAGAAAAUUUUAAAAACAAAAGAAACAACUUUCUUUUAGUUGAAAUGCUUUCAUAACUUUUAAGUUUUCAAAUAAAUUCUAAGAUUUUGUAAAGUAAUUAAACCUCCCAUAAUGUUAAUAAAAUGGAAGUUUUUCCUUUUAAAGCGCUUAUUUUAAAAUUUGUAGAGUUUUUCUUUUAGUGUAAAAAAUUGUCCUGAACAAUUGUUCAGCUAUAAAACAAGUGGUAUUUUUAUUAAGGACUUAAAAACUUUCUUUGGUUUUUAUUUUGCUCGUUUGUAAGAAAAAGCAAUAUAUUUUUAAUAAAUAUCAACAUAUAUUUUUGUUAAAAAUUUAGCUAAUUAUUUAACAUAAAUGAAUAAACUACUUUAAGCAACGAUUUUGUAUAACAUACUUAAAUAUUAAAUUUAAAUUAAAAAAAAAAAAACACGUCAACCCCUACAAUAACUGUGUAAAUAAUUUAUAAAAUGAAAAUCAUAAAGAAAUUUGAUUAAAAUAAAAUUAUACAAAAAUU